GAUCUCACUUGGAUUAUGUGAUUUUUGUGUGUGUUUACUCUGUCCAUACAUCGAUUUGGUUUUGUGAGAUUAUUCAAUUUUCACUUUCAUAGCAUGUUUGGAAAUAUUAAAGCAUAUUUAAAUCUAUUUCUGCAUUUCAUUACCUUGGUAGUUGGUAUGGUCUUGUUUAGAAAGCUGCUUUUAGUUUUCCUUAAUCGCCUUUAAUGUUUUCCGUUACCUAUGACUUAUCUGAGUUAAGUAUGGUCAGCAAUUUUAUCAAAAUUCUGAAUUAUAAAAACAAUAGUUUUGUGAAUGAUCCUUGCUGUCAAGAGCCCUUCUCGAUUAAAGUAGAAUUGAAUUAGAACCGUUUUAGUUUUCGAUGAUUUUUAUAGAAGUGUCAUUCUCUUUAGGAUCAAAUUGAAAAUUAGAUCUGUCGUUUUCUCAUUUUAACACGUAGAGUUUUACUGUUGUUUCCGAUUUGGCGUUCGAUGAUUUAUGUUCACAAGGACAUUUAGACAGAAAAGAAAGAAUUUGAGAUUGUUUAUUUUUUGCUUAUAUAAUUUGAAUUACUGUCUACUGACAAAAUAAAAGAACAAAUAUGUUCUUUAAAAUGUCUCCUGGAUAAUUAUUCAGUGUAGGAAGUUUGUUUUAUUGCUCCAAAGAUGUCGGGUGAACCGCCUCACCAUCCUCAUAAUAGGCCUUGGGACUUCAUUGGGAUUCCUAAUUGGAGGCAGCCUCAACAUGCACACAUGGCCAACAAACAUUCCAUAAUGCAUCAACCAAACUGGCAUCCACCUACGACUGAGUCAAUGAAGGUACUAAGCCAACUCCCACACAAUUUUGCUCUCCAUCAAAUGUUCGAAAAUAUUCCAAUGGCAAAUCAACCCCCAGGAGUGGACCUAUCCAGAGGCAGCUUGAAUGGCGAAGUCUCAACUUCACCAAUCAGUCUCAGUGUGAAAGAUUCAAAAAAAUUCUGUGGUGCUCCGGAGACAAGUGUGUGUUUCAACCCUAAAACAAAGAGUUCGGAAAGUGCGCACAGUGAAUCUGUUAAUGAUAUCAAGGUAACUAAACGGGCUAGUCCCUUGGAUUCGGUGUUGGAAAGACUAAAGCCUAGUUUUGUGAAUUCAACGGAUAGAAGUGUCGAGCUGGUUAAGAUUCCCGAAGUUUGUGAUUUGCCCCAAAAAUCGGACUCAACUACUAUUUCAGAUAAGUCGCAAGGGGCCACAAUGCCCCCAACAGUUUCUCAGGAUGAGAGCAGCGAUUCCAGCACCCUAAACGUACCAAAUUCUAAAGAAGAAGAGGCCAUCUCCCCCUACAACACUGAAGACAGUUUGGACAGCAACAAAUCAAGGAGAAAACGGAAACCCAGCAAAACGUUGAGGUGCGCAAAGAACGAAGAGAGGAUUUUUAGCGAAUCUGAAAGUUCUAAGCCGCAAGAAGUCAUUAGAAAGCAGCCAAGCAAUAAUAUCGAAAUUUGCGCCGUACUAUCGGAAAAAAAAACAGAACCAUCACAAGAUACUGUUAAUCCUGUGCCUAUAGAAAGACGGAGAUCUUCCAGUUUGGACUUGAACGUCGUUCCGGCUAAGACCAGAAGAAAAACUUCUUCCGAGUCCGAAACCAUAGACAACAUAGCAGCUAUGGUUCAGGAGGGAUUGAAGGAAAAAGAGGAAAAACUGAAGGAAAAGGAAAGCAAACCAGCAAUCUGCAACGAUAUCACCUUCGUACCUGUGAGUGUCAUAAAAAAUAAAGAAGAGAUAGACGACAAUAUCUGUCAGGAAAGUACAGUAUCAGAAAGUACAACCAAAGUUUCAACGCCUCUAAUAACACCGGCACAAAAAAAGGAAACGCACUUUGUUGAGAUUGAAAAUAAACUGGAAGAGAUGUUUGCUGGUAUCGAAGACACUGCGGACCCUUUGAAAACGGACGAUUUAAAUUUGGAAGAUUCCAAACUAGAAGAUCCUCUUUUGGAAGAUUCCGUUGCUGUACUAACUUGUCAAGACAAUGUCUCAUCAACGUCCAAUGACUUGACAAUGACAAAAGGAAACGUUAAAGCAAGAAAAAGUAAAAGUAAGAUAGUUAAAAAGAAAGACGAUAAUAAAAAAGUAUUAUCCAAGAAGGUGAACAAGAAAAACCUCAAAAAUAAAAAGGUUGUACAAAAAAUUACUGCGAAACCCGAAACUUUAAAAGAAGUCACAUACGACUCUAGCAGUAAUGCAAGUUCUGCGAAAUCUAAAGGUCCGUUUUUACACAUCAGAGGCCCGAGGAGUUCCCCGAUAUCAGUAAGUAUCGUUAACACCCCAACGAAAGACGAGGAUGACGCAGAUAAAAAAAUUAAAACGAAGAAAUUCCACGAUGACAGCGAAUACAGACAUAAAGUCAGGUCGAAGGGUUUGCAUUGCAGCACUUUGAGCAACAAAUAUGACGCUCAAACCAAAGACGCGACGUGGAUCUGCGUCUUCUGCAAAAAAGGACCUCACACCAACGAAAAAAUGAUUACCGAUAACACUUCCUUGCCCAGUGGGGACCUCUUUGGGCCCUACUUCAUUUCCAUGGAUUGCGAAGAAUACGAGAGGAGGCUAGAAGACCCUUACGACAAGAAUUUCAAGAGUAAAAAAAUAAUAAAAGUGUUGGAUUCUUCGAGGCAACCACCAGCUAAAAAGGCUAAGAAGAGAAACUCUGAGAUCGAUUCAGACAUGGCUGAUCCGUACUUGGGCAUCGUGGACACUACGAACAACUCCUUCGAGGUGUGGGUGCACGAGGAAUGCCUGGUUUGGAGCCCCGGAGUGUACCUAGUAGGUCCGAAGAUCAUUGGACUUCAAGAAGCCGUGUGGACUUCAUGUAAUGUAUCGUGCAACAGGUGCAAUUACAAGGGGGCGAAUAUUUGUUGUUUGUACAGGGGGUGUAUGAAGGUGGUGCAUGUAUGGUGUGCUAGGUCUUUGAAUUGGGACUUCAAUGAAGAGUGUUUCAAGACUUUCUGUGAUGAACAUCGCAAAUGGGACAAGACGGGGUGAUCUGAGUGAUUGUGAUCUAUUUUAACACUUUAGGUUUGUUAAACGGAGGUCGAACUGAUGAAACGAGAGCUUCGUUCAAUUCUUCUCAUAGUAUGAAUGUUUUAUAGCGUCACAGUCGUAUUAUGCAAACCUCACUUAAUUUUCAGGUACUGUGAUAUGGAAUAAUCUUCUUAUUUUAUUCGACAUUGGAAAAAGUGUUUCUAGCAAGGAAGUUUUGACAUUAUACUGUAGAAAUUGUACAUAUUCCCCCUCCUCUCCCCUUUAUCGUGUAUGUCAUUGUUGGGUGCUAGAAAACGAAAGAACACGAUUAUGCAAAAUUGAAAUUAUUAACUCAUCAACAGUUGGAUCUUCAGGUACAAUCUUUUUUUUGUAAUGUUAUUGAUUUUAAUUUUACGAGUUAGAACUACCUAUUGGUUUUUGUAAAUAUCUGUAAUACUACACCUGUGUCAGGAUAACUAAAUAAAAAUUUUACAAAUUC
Harmonia axyridis is the source of this 3468-nucleotide messenger RNA. RefSeq lists its product as uncharacterized. The coding region runs from base 642 to 2990 and encodes 782 amino acids. The record is from RefSeq and is a predicted model, not a curated record. Lineage: Eukaryota; Metazoa; Arthropoda; Insecta; Coleoptera; Coccinellidae. The transcript has 3 exons. Gene Ontology annotation, cellular component: nucleus. Gene Ontology annotation, biological process: regulation of transcription by RNA polymerase II.